Micropterus salmoides (largemouth bass) is the source of this 1225-nucleotide messenger RNA. Its product is annotated as transmembrane protein 181-like. Lineage: Eukaryota; Metazoa; Chordata; Actinopteri; Centrarchiformes; Centrarchidae. The record is from RefSeq and is a predicted model, not a curated record. Gene Ontology annotation, molecular function: toxic substance binding.
GCACCAGAAUCACGAACGCUACACUGCGGGGCUAAAUGUGAUGAGAUCAUUGUGCUCCAUCUGGGCUAUCUGAACUAUACCAAGUACCAAGUCGUGGUCACCUUCAAAGGCCGAAAUAUCACGUAUAAAAUCAAUGUCAAGUUUGUGUUGAAAACGUACAAUCCCACUUUCUCGCAAGUGGAGAUCUGGUUCCGGUUUGUCUUUGUGGUGUUGACCUUUAUGGUGACGUGUAUGUUUGCACACUCACUGAGGAAGUUUUCUAUGAGGGACUGGGGCAUAGAACAGAAGUGGAUGUCUAUCCUGCUUCCUUUGCUGCUACUCUAUAAUGAUCCAUUUUUCCCGCUGUCAUUCCUGGUGAACAGCUGGUUUCCAGGGACAUUGGACACUUUCUUUCAAGCUCUGUUCCUGUGUGCCCUGCUUCUCUUCUGGCUCUGUGUUUAUCAUGGCAUCAGGGUUCAGGGUGAGAGGAAGUGUCUGACGUUCUACCUGCCUAAGCUGAUCAUUGUAGGUCUCCUGUGGCUCUCAGCAGUUACACUGGGGAUAUGGCAAACGGUUAAUGAACUCCAAGACCCUACUUAUCAGUAUAAAGUGGACAUAGGGAACUUUCAGGGCAUGAAGGUCUUCUUCCUGGUUGUAGUUGCCCUUUACAUCCUCUACCUGAUCUUCCUGAUCGUCAGGGCUUGUUCUGAACUCAAGAACAUGCCUUACUCAGAUCUCCGGCUCAGGUUUUUGACAGCGCUGACGUUUGUGGUCAUGGUCAUUCUCUACCUGAGGUUUGGUGCCAAGGCUCUCCAGGACAACUUUGUCGCUGAACUUUCUACUCAUUACCAAAACUCAGCUGAAUUUCUGUCAUUCUAUGGCCUACUCAACUUUUACUUGUACACAUUAGCAUUUGUGUAUUCUCCCUCUAAAAAUGCCCUUUAUGACUCCCAGUUGAAGGAUAAUCCUGCUUUUUCAAUGCUAAAUGACUCAGAUGAUGAAGUAAUAUAUGGAAGUGAUUAUGAAGACAUGCCUUUACAAAACGGACGCGCUAUCAAAGCAACCGCCAAGUACCAGGAUGAGAGCGACAGUGACUGAUGGGAUCUUUGACUGGCAUGUCUUCUUUUGUGUCCCUGUUGGAAACUGUGAGAAUACAUCAACCUGUCGUGUGUGUGUGUAAAUAAGGAGUACUUGCAUUGUUAAUACGAAAUCAUAUACUGUUAAGUGUACAUAAAUAUAUUUUUUA